Messenger RNA from Grosmannia clavigera kw1407, 2034 nucleotides. RefSeq names its product lipid acyl hydrolase. Gene Ontology annotation, cellular component: membrane. Lineage: Eukaryota; Fungi; Ascomycota; Sordariomycetes; Ophiostomatales; Ophiostomataceae. Bases 1 to 2034 code for a protein of 677 amino acids. The record is from RefSeq and is a predicted model, not a curated record. Gene Ontology annotation, molecular function: serine-type endopeptidase activity. Gene Ontology annotation, biological process: proteolysis; arachidonate metabolic process. The transcript has 4 exons.
AUGUCGGCCAAGACCUGGAACAACCCGCGCGCAGAAAGCCUUGAUGGCAUCCCCCACCCGCCGGUAGGCAAGGCUGGCGUGUUGUGCUUUGACGACAACGGCUUCUACUCCUUCUCGUCCUUGCUGGUGCUGGAGCACAUUAUGAAGCGGAUCGGCAACGGAACCGAGACGCGUCCGUGCGAGCACUUUGACCUCAUCUGUGGGACCGGGCUGGGCGGCCUGAUCGCCCUCUUCCUCGGUCGGCUGGGCAUGACGAUUGGCGAGUGUCUCGACUGGUUUCGCAAGAAUUUGCCCUCCCUCCUUCCUAGUGGCCAGGCGUCCAUGUUUCUCGGCUGGGGAAAGAGGCUGCGGACGAACAACCGAGCGCUGGAGCGGGCGGUCAAGGCGGCUGUGCGCGCUCGCGGGCUGCCCGAGGACGAGCCGCUGCUGGACCCGGGCUUCUCGUCGGACAGCAGCAGACGGCCGGCGAGCUGCCGCGUCUUUGUCCUGGCGAUGCACCCGGGCAACAUCCACGUGCCGAUUCGGCUGCGAUCGUACACGUCCAAGAUGGACCCCGUGGCGGCAGACUGCUGUCUCUGGGAGGCUGCCGUGGCCGCCGAGGCCUCGCCGACGUACUACACGCCCGUGAUGAUGGGUCACCCCCCGGUGCCGUACAUGGCUGCCUCACUCGGCUUUUGCAACCCUUCCAAGGAGGCACUAGACGAGGCAGCCCGAAUCUGGGCUCUCCGGGGGGGCCGCUGCCUCGUCAGUCUCGGCACCGGAAAGCUGCCGCCCCGGCUCGACCUUGACGGCAUCCCGACCUCGUCCAGGCCUUUCCAGUUCACCCGGAGCAUGCUCCUCAUCCAUACCAUGUCUGCCAUCGCCACCGACACUCAGCGCGUCCACAUUGAGCUCAGCCGCGACGCCAAGUUUCUCGGCCUCCGAUACUUUCGCUUCGAAGCGUCCGAAGGCAUCUCGUACAAGUCCAGCUACGACAAGUCCGAGGUCCUCCAGGAACGUGUCCGGGCUGCCGUGAUCCGUUACGUCCAGCAGGAGGAAGUCUCCAAGGCACUCAGCUUCUGUGCCGAACACCUCCAUGGGGUGUUGGGUGGAUCGGCACUGCCGCCAGAGCUCAUCACACAGCUCUUCCCAGCGGUCAAUGAGGACGAAUUGCAGCAAAGACGAAGGAACAACGACAGAAGAGUUAAAAUCGCCAUCUUGGACUCGGGACUGGAUGCCCAGCACAAGGACAUUAUUCGCCUAUCGCAGGACGACGACGGAAAGAGCAAGAUCAGGGACGUCAAAGACUGGACGACAUCCUCGGUUGGGACCAGCGACUCGAUUGGUCAUGGAACCUACUGCGCAGCGCUCCUGCUCGAAGUAGCUCCCAACGCCGAUCUGUACGUGGCAAAGGUCUUUGAUUCGAGCACUGCUGACGAGGAGACGCCGACUCGAGUGUCCGAGGCCAUCACCUACGCUGUCGAGACCUGGAAGGUGGACAUUAUCGCCAUGGCCUUUGGCUUCCAGAAGCGGCACGAAGACAUCCUACAGGCAGUCAGGCUGGCGUACGACCGGGGCGUCAUCAUGCUUGCGGCCGCGUCCAACGACGGAGCCCUGGAAGAGAGACCGGCCUUUCCGGCGCGGCUGGACCAGGUCAUCUGUGUCAACUCGGCCGAUGGGCUGGGCUCGAGCUCAGCCUUCAACCCGCAGCCCAGCAUCGCCGAGGACAACUUUACCAUCCUCGGCGAGAAGGUCGAGUCUGCCAAGGUCGGCAGCCACCGAGUCCGCAAGAGCGGCACGUCCGUGGCCACAAUGAUCGCUGCCGGCGUGGCUGCCCUCGUCCUCGAGCUUUCGUUCCAGCGACCGGCCAGCAUGCGCGAGUCUGACAUUCGCUCGUACUCGGGCAUGCGUGCCGUGUUUGCGGCCAUGUCCCGCGACACGUCGACCUUUUCGACCGAUGGCAGGUACUUUAUUCGGCCCUGGAAACUGUUGGACACGGAGAAGGAUCUGGAUUAUAUCCUCAUGGAUAUUGCGUAUAUAUUGAAUCGUCUCUAA